Molecule: messenger RNA, 447 nt
Organism: Colletotrichum costaricense
Lineage: Eukaryota; Fungi; Ascomycota; Sordariomycetes; Glomerellales; Glomerellaceae
Exons: 2
Coding region: 1-447 (148 amino acids)
Source: RefSeq, a predicted model, not a curated record
AUGUGCGAUGAUAUUGAGAGAGAUAUCUUCGACUGGCCACUCGACUUGGAACUCACUCGGUAUCGAGAUGCCGACAUUGGCACGAGCUUUGAGAUCAUCUAUUACCAAACACAUUCAUUUCACAACGCUCUCAUUAUUUACUUCUCCCAGAAUGUCAGACUACUCAGCCAUAGGUAUCUCCGCCAGUAUGUGACAGAGGUUCUACAUGACAUUGAGACAAUCGAGAACAUCAAGGCCGAGAGCAAGCUACUUGCUGCACCCCUCUUCUGGCCGGCUUUCAUGGCGGCAACGGAAGCUCAUGAUCAGCGUCUCCAAGACCGUUUUCGCCAAUGGUAUACUAAAGUUGCGGUUUACGGCAUCAAAGCGCCAAUGGCGUACGGUAGUGGAGGAAACAGGGACGACUUUGAUGCUGACAUGAUCCCCGAAACAUCGAAGGAGAACUUCUAA